Folsomia candida is the source of this 2993-nucleotide messenger RNA. It is a transcript of the gene vtd, whose product is annotated as double-strand-break repair protein rad21 homolog. Gene Ontology annotation, cellular component: synaptonemal complex; cohesin complex. Gene Ontology annotation, molecular function: chromatin binding; protein binding. Bases 119 to 2239 code for a protein of 706 amino acids. Gene Ontology annotation, biological process: replication-born double-strand break repair via sister chromatid exchange; synaptonemal complex assembly; mitotic sister chromatid cohesion. The transcript is spliced from 7 exons. The record is from RefSeq and is a predicted model, not a curated record. Lineage: Eukaryota; Metazoa; Arthropoda; Collembola; Entomobryomorpha; Isotomidae.
GAUGAUGACGGUUAGUCUUAGUUGGAACUGAGUGCUGGUGGUGGCAGGAGAACUCUGCGCUAUUUACUUCAAGUUCAUUUUUGUCGUCGUCGCCUCCACAAAAUCCACCAGUGUCGCCAUGUUUUACGCCCAUUUCGUCCUGGCCAAGAAGGGCCCGUUGGCCCGAAUCUGGCUCGCAGCCCAUUGGGACAAGAAACUCACCAAGGCUCAUGUUUUUGAAACCUCGAUCGAAAAAUCUGUAGAAGGAAUUCUACAUCCCAAGGUUAAAAUGGCUCUCAGAACAAGUGGUCAUCUUUUACUUGGAGUUGUCCGCAUCUAUUCAAGAAAAGCAAAAUAUCUCUUGGCAGAUUGCAAUGAAGCAUUUGUUAAAAUCAAGAUGGCUUUCCGACCAGGAAUGGUGGACUUACCGGAGGAAAAUCGUGAAGCCGCUGUCAAUGCUAUCACACUACCGGAAGUUUUUCACGACUUUGAUACGAGCAUUCCAGAAAUAAAUGACGUUGAUAUUCAAGCGCAGCUGAGUAUGAACCAAUCCAGAGCGGAAGAAAUUACAAUGAGAGAAGAUUAUGGAAGUUUGAGCCUCCCUCACCAUGACGAAGGGUUUGGAGAUUUGGAUUUUAAUGAGGAUGCUCCCGAAUUACUGAGAGAUCACGCACCUCAGUCCUCAGCAUUCGACGAUAGAUUUGAUGAUCGUUCACAUGAUUUGCAACGAUCCAAUGACAAAGUAUUGAAUGAUGAUGGAUUCGGUGCUCCGUUAGGGCAAGAUAUGAUGGCCGGCGGAUUAUUCGAGGGUGGUUACUUUGAUGAGCCACCAAUAACAGAUCAGCCACCAGAUCACGGCCAUAUCGACUUGGGACAUCAUGACUCAGAUGACGAUUUUGGUGGUCCACCAUCAAUUGCCAGUUCCGGUGCCCCACCGACACCCCUGCAGCCCGAGGAGCCAGCUCUGGAUGACAAAGAUCUUUUUAAUCAAAUAGGCCGGCCAAUAAAUGAUCACAAUGAAACCCUUGAUCAAACAACCUUGUUGCAAAAUGAAGAGGAAUCAUUUGCACUGGCUCCAAUCGAAACUCCAGUAGCCAGAGGUGGCAUAAGAGCUGGAGCAAAACGAAAACGAAAGUUGAUUGUAGACGAAGUGAAAAAUAUAUCUGGAGAAGAAAUGAAAGCACAAUUAUCCGAUACUUCUGACAUUGUUACCACUCUCGACUUGGCCCCUCCGACCAAGCGCUUAAUGCACUGGAAGGAAACUGGUGGUGUUGAAAAGCUGUUUGCUCUACCAGGACGACACAUUCCUUCCAGAGUUGUUGCAAGAAAUUAUCAGACUCAUUUGACUUCUCGCCCGGCUGAAAAUGAAGAAUUUACCAUGAACAAUGAGAACAUGGAACCCAAUUCCGGCUUGGAUAUGCCCCCAGCACUCGGUCCACCCCAAACACCUGGACCUGCUUCACCCAAAGGAAAGGUUCGAGGUCGACCUGGACGGAAGCGCAAGGCAGCGGAGCCACUAGAAGAGUUGAGACAAAACAAUGAUGGGAAUGAGUUGCCACCCAAUUUGUCCGCGGAAGGGGAAAUCCCUCCCUCGCUUUCUUUGCAUGGAGUUGGGGAACCCCCUCAUUUGAAUUUGAUGAGCGGCGUAGAUCUUGAUUGUGGGCAGAUGAAUGGCAGUGGUUUAACCUCUAUGGAUGGCAGUGCUAUGGCCCCACCACAUAAUGCUUUGUUUUCUCCCGGUGCCCACAAUGGUGAGUUGAAAGAUGGACCUCCUGCCACUCCAAUGAUUCAUUCAAACUUGGAUAAUAUCAACAUGUCCAUGAUGGAAAAUAUGGGAUACGAUGGACCGUCCGAUCAGAACCAUAUGCAACACCAGCUCCACUCUGAUCAAGACCACGGUGGCAUGGGAUCAGUUUUACCCCAAACACCAUGGGGUGGCCAUGAAGAUUAUGAUUUCCCAGCCUCUGUAGGAGCCGCGGACGAACAAGCCACAGAUGAGACCUAUGAACAAUAUGAAGAACGAGUUCUGAACAAGCGUGCUGCUCAAAUGUACCACAUCAUUAAAUCCAAGUUGGAAAUUGACAGUGCAAUCCCCUUUUCAACUAUGUGCACCGUCCGCAAUACCAGAAAACAAGUGGCACAAAAAUUCUACACAAUGUUGGUGUUGAAAAAGGCACAAGCAGUGGAACUCAUCCAAAACGCUUCCUACGACACGCUGCUGGUUACUAAAGGUCCUAAAUUCCUAACUGCUUCAUUGUAAAAUAACUUACAUAUUGUGAAGGGAGGUGUCUCAUCGUCGAUGAUAUUGUUAAUUGACAUAACUUUUUUUAAAAGAAAGUUAAGAAAAAUAAUCUGUUUUAUUAAGGAAACCUCAUAGGUUUUGUUUAUAAUUAUAAAAUAAUAAUUUUAGUAUUUUAUAUUUCGAGAUAAUACUUACUGAUAACAAUUAGGAUUUGAAGGAAAAUUGUUGAACAAUAACCAAACUAGUUUUAAUACUUUUGAUUUUGUGAAUUAAUUGAAAUGUUAUUUUUCUAUUUGUUAAUGUGUACAUAUUUUUGAAAACUUUGGUUGUACUUGCGAUGUGACUGAGGGUUUGUGUGAUUACUAAAUUCAUACAUGUUAACAAUGACGACAUGGACGGUGUGUAGUAUUUAUUUAUCACGAAAAGUCUGACAAUUCUCACUUGUUUGUGCUUUGCUUCAUCCAUUUUGAAAUUUUGAAAAUAUCGACGUCGACUUAUUAUUACAUAUAUUAUUUCUUUUAUUACUAGCUUAAUGUUGGUAGUUGUUAGCUCGACCAAUCUACUUAAGCUUUUUAAUAUAUGUACAUGAACUCCCUUACACAUGUAGAAAAUGCCGAUAAUUAAAAUUAAUGAGCGAUUAACUAACAUGAACGAAUGUCUAGUUUAACUUUUGCAAUACUUUUACCAAAAUGAACUAAAUUGUUAUCCGUUACUUACAUAAGACCACUAAUUAUGCUUGCUAAAUAAAAUUUAAGAAAGCAGUACAAACCAA